This is a messenger RNA of Pochonia chlamydosporia 170, 2157 nucleotides long. Its product is annotated as multispanning membrane protein. Lineage: Eukaryota; Fungi; Ascomycota; Sordariomycetes; Hypocreales; Clavicipitaceae. The coding region runs from base 1 to 2157 and encodes 718 amino acids. Gene Ontology annotation, cellular component: membrane; Golgi apparatus. The record is from RefSeq and is a predicted model, not a curated record. The transcript has 3 exons. Gene Ontology annotation, biological process: protein localization to membrane; vacuolar transport.
AUGGUUUGGAUAAAGAGAACGGGCCUGAGCAGCUUGCUGUCCUUGGCACUGCUUUGUCCCGUAGACGGCUUUUACAUUCCUGGAUGGUCAAUCAAGAGCUACAAGGAAGAACAGCAAAUCCCUCUCAUGGUCAACAAGGUCUACUCGGAUAACACCCAACUCCAAUAUGCAUACUACGAUCUACCCUUUGUCUGCCCACCUACCGGGCAACACAAGUCUGCCGGCGGGCUCUUAAGCGGGCAGAGCAUCCCUCUCAACCUGGGCGAGGUCUUACGAGGCGAUCGAAUCAUGGCUUCGGACAUCGAACUUGCCAUGCAAAGGGACAAGCCAUGCAAUGUCCUCUGCACCAGGGACAUUUCAAGCGGCGACCUCCAACGUGCUAAGGAAUUAGUGAAAGAUGGUUACGUGGCUGAGUGGAUUGUGGACAAUUUACCUGGAGCAACAAGCUUUGUGACAGUGGACAAGACCAAGAAGUACUAUGCUGCUGGGUUCAAGCUUGGCUACACAGAAUUCUCUCCUAGCACGGGCAAGGCACACUACUUUCUGCAUAACCACCACACUAUUGUGAUUCGAUAUCGCAAGGCUUCAGGACGAGCGGGUGCCAGAGGGGAGAAGAUCAUUGUCGGGUUCGAAGUCUACCCCAAGAGUAUUGGAAACAGCAACAGACGAGACACCAAGGGAUGUCCUAUUGAUUUGCAAAACGUGGACCAGCCAUUUGAGCUUCACAUGACUCCCAACAAGACGAUUGGUUCCGUCGCGCCGAGACAUACCGAUUCAUCUUAUCAGCCUGCGGCAACUGAGGGCGACGAUAGUGCCGAGGGGAUGCUGAGUGUUCCCUAUACAUACUCGGUCUAUUUCCGAGAAGACGACACAAUUGACUGGUCGCACCGAUGGGAUCUGUAUUUUGUGAACCAGGAAGAGGGCUCGCGUAUUCACUGGCUCGCUAUUGUGAACUCGCUCAUUAUUUGCGGCUUGUUGACCGGUAUUGUGAUGAUUAUUCUGGCAAAGACGAUUCGCACCGAUAUCAAGGGAUACAAGGAUGCCCUGGCCGAAGACGGAAAAUUAAGAUUAAAACGAAAGAAUCGAUCCGGUAACCGUACACCCAAGGAGAAGCCCGGCUUGCUGGAUCAGGGCGACGAUGUAGACAAUGACGCCGAUGUCUCUUCCGACGACGAAGCUCUCGAGGACGUGACAGGAUGGAAACUUCUCCACGCCGACGUGUUUAGGACUCCGCGAUUCGGCAGCCUCUUGGCACCGCUCAUCGGUUCGGGUAUGCAGCUCGUGUUCAUGGCUGUGGGACUGGUUGUGUUGAGCGCGCUCGGCGUAUUGAAUCCCAGCUUCCGUGGCGGCUUCAUCAGUGUGGGCGUUGGUCUGUUCAUUUUUGCUGGUCUUUUCUCAGGCUACUUUUCCGCUCGCGUGUUUAAGAGUUUUGACGGCAAGGACUACAGGGCCAACGCAUUGGUCACGGCUCUCUUGUUCCCCGGCCUUGCUUUUGCCCUGGUGUUCAUUCUCAACCUGUUUGUAUGGGCGCAGGCUUCGAGUACGGCUAUUCCUUUUGGAACUUUGAUCGCCAUUGUCUUCCUGUGGCUGUGCGUACAGGUCCCUCUUGUCCUGGCAGGCUCGUACUAUGGUUUCCUAAGAGCCGGUGCUUGGGAGCAUCCUACCCGAACAACGACCAUUGCCCGCCAAGUGCCACAGCAGGCAUGGUAUAUCAAGUCAAUGCAGUCGAUUCUUCUGGCUGGACUCAUACCGUUCGCUGUCAUAUUUAUUGAGCUGCUAUUUGUGUUCCAGUCUAUGUGGCAGGACAAGAGCGGCUAUUACUACGUGUUUGGAUUUUUGGCGGUUGUGUCGAUCAUCUUGGUGGUGACAAUUGCCGAAGUGACGGUUGUGACGGUCUAUAUUCAACUGUGCUCUGAAAAUUAUCACUGGUGGUGGCAGUCAUUCUUUGUUGGCGGCGGCAGCGCCCUGUGGGUGUUUGCCUACAGCGUCUGGUAUUACUUCUUCAAGUUACACAUUACCGGAUUUGUGAGCAGCUUGCUAUUCUUCACAUACAGCUUCAUGGCUUGCUGUGUUUAUGGGCUUUUGACAGGAACCAUUGGAUUCCUGAGCGCCUAUGCAUUCGUUCGAAGAAUCUAUGGGGCUAUCAAGGUCGAUUAA